This is a messenger RNA of Aspergillus nidulans FGSC A4, 936 nucleotides long. RefSeq lists its product as uncharacterized. The transcript has 2 exons. Lineage: Eukaryota; Fungi; Ascomycota; Eurotiomycetes; Eurotiales; Aspergillaceae. Bases 1 to 936 code for a protein of 311 amino acids. The record is from RefSeq and is a predicted model, not a curated record. Gene Ontology annotation, molecular function: flavin adenine dinucleotide binding; FAD binding.
AUGCGUCGGCCAGUUCGAGUCUCCCCAGGCAGAGCAGGCACUGUUGCAAGCUCAUGCCGGGCGACAAAGAGUGGCCCAGCCUUGACAUGGGAGAUCUUUGACCUGCUGGGAGGGAGCUUGAUCAAGGCCACUCCGCUGGCUGCAUACUGCUACCCGGACUGGCCCGAGUACGACGCGGACAAGUGCUCCGAGAUAACCACUAACUGGAUCAUCUCAGACAUCCGCAUGGACGACCCAGUCUCUAUCAUGCUGCCGCUCUACGAAGGCCGCACCUGUAUUCCUCCAGGCUAUAACUACACAGACACCUGCACGCAGGGCGGGUACCCAACCUACGUGGUCAACGCCACGACCGUAGCCCAGAUCCAGAUGGCCGUCAACUUCGCGCGUAAUCCGAACUUGCGGCUGGUGGUCGAGAACACUGGGCACGAUUUCAACGGCAAGGCCGCCGGGAAGGGUGCCCUAUCCAUCUGGACUCACUGGCUGAAAGACAAAGCCUUCUAUCCAGAGUAUCAUGCUGACAACGGCUACGUCGGCCCUGCAAUCAAGUUCGGUGCUGGCGCGCAGGUCUGGGAGGCGUACGAGUUCGCCAACGAGAACGGAGUCAGUCACUGUCAUUGGUGGCGAGGCUGUGACUGUUGGUCUGGGGUUGGCUAUACUGCUUCUGGUGGCCAUUCGCCCUUGAGCAGUCUGUACGGCAUGGCUGCUGACCAGGUUUUGUCUAUGGAGGGUACCUCUCUCACCUUUUUUGAGCCUAUAUCAUACCCACUCACUACACAACACGAGAUAGCUAACGAGAUGACAGUUGUCCUCGCUGACGGCCAUUCAUCACGGCUUCCUCUACCCAAAACUCUUCCUCUUUUGAGUCAGAUUAUCUGCAACGACUCUUGGCAUACUCCAAUACCUGCUUUCAAUGUGGAGUGUCAGGCGUAUACGUAG